This is a messenger RNA of Gordionus sp. m RMFG-2023, 895 nucleotides long. Its product is annotated as DNA-directed RNA polymerase III subunit RPC8-like. Gene Ontology annotation, biological process: transcription initiation at RNA polymerase III promoter; DNA-templated transcription. The coding region runs from base 22 to 717 and encodes 231 amino acids. The record is from RefSeq and is a predicted model, not a curated record. The transcript is spliced from 7 exons. Gene Ontology annotation, cellular component: RNA polymerase III complex. Lineage: Eukaryota; Metazoa; Nematomorpha; Gordioida; Chordodea; Parachordodidae.
AAACUUUCAAUUUUGAAAUUUAUGUUUAUAUUGACAAAUCUAAAAGAUAUUACGAUAUUAGCUCCUACACAAUUUGACAAAGAUUUUAAUGAAGCAAUUAAAGAAUAUAUAAAUCAAAAAUAUGCAAAUAAGGUUAUAUUAAAGCUAGGCCUAGCUAUAUCUUUAUGGGAUAUUCAAAAAUUUGAACAUAGCUAUAUUUUACAAAAUGACUCCAAUGCUUAUACUAGAGUAUUUUUUAGAUAUGUUAUAUUUUCUCCAUUUAUUGAUGAGAUUAUUAUAGGAAAAAUAAAAUCAUCAACACAAGAUGGAAUACACAUUACAAUUGGGUUUUUUGAUGAUAUUAUUGUUCCAUCACAUUUAUUUCAAGAAAAAUCUUUAUUUGAUGAAAAAGAACAAACGUGGUAUUGGGAAUAUCAGACAAUUGUCGAUGAACAAGAUAUUCAAGAAAUUCGACAAGAAAUGUCACCCAAAAGUCACAAACUAUUUAUGGAUGUUGGAGAAGAGAUAAGAUUUCGAAUCAUAGACAAAAUAUAUAUAGACAACAAUCUAACCAACAUGGUAAAAGAUUCAGAUCAACCUUCUAGUUUUACAAAUCUUUCAAACAAAAACAUAAAUGAAAAUAAUUUGCCUAACUAUUUAGGCAACAAUCCAGCACCCAUGACAUUGAUAGGAUCGAUAGCUGAGCCUGGUUUAGGACUUUUAACUUGGUGGACUUGAAAUGUGCGAUUGGAACAUUAUAAUUUUAAAUACAAUAUUUGUAUUAAUAUACAAUUUAUAAUAUUAUCUUCAUAUUAUUUUGAUUUACUACUGAUAUAGAGAGAAUUUACGGAACAGGUGAAUUAAAAAAUGGUUUUAAUAAAAUUUAAUUGGAAACUUUCACAUUAAAGAAAAUAAU